Messenger RNA from Hermetia illucens (black soldier fly), 1496 nucleotides. It is a transcript of the gene l(2)37Cd, whose product is annotated as general transcription factor 3C polypeptide 5. Lineage: Eukaryota; Metazoa; Arthropoda; Insecta; Diptera; Stratiomyidae. The transcript is spliced from 8 exons. The coding region runs from base 75 to 1475 and encodes 466 amino acids. Gene Ontology annotation, biological process: transcription initiation at RNA polymerase III promoter. Gene Ontology annotation, cellular component: transcription factor TFIIIC complex. The record is from RefSeq and is a predicted model, not a curated record.
ACUGUCAACAUUUAUUUGCAAGUUCGCUGGAAUUGUUUACAAACAAGUCGGCGAUUGACAACCAUUCGUUCAACAUGGAGUCGCGAGUGUCCCUAAAUGAUGAAAAUCUGAGGAAGGAACUGCGUUUGGUGGAAUAUCCCGGCAUAGUGAAAAACGAUGACAACAUGCUGGCGACACUGGGUGGCAUUGGCAGGAUUUCACAAACAUUCUGCGAGCAAGUUCGUCGUAUGGAAUUGAUUUUUCAUCCGGAAAAUCGCUACUGCAAGCCGGCGUACGGAGACACGCAUAAAAUCGCCGGAAUCCUCAUUAAAGUUAAAGUGAAGAAGCCGCGAAAUGGUUCAGUGGAGGCGAAAGAACCACCGACUCACGUUGUGGAGAUUCUGGGACAUUGCAAAAAGUCGAUCAAAUUCACGUCUAUGUGUGAUUUCCAAUACCUCCCGAUCGUCCGUAAUCCGCAAACAAACCAUUUCGAGUACAUCUACGACCGAAUCAUGCCGCAAGGACUGCCACCAGUCGAUUGGCUCAAGGAUCCCGAGCAGCCGCUACUUCUCGUCCCAUCGGUGUUUGCUCGCUGCGAUAAUAUGCAGACCAACACCUUCCGAUAUGAUCACAGCAAAGCCAAAGACGACGGCGACGUUAUCGGCGUAGUCAGGAGCCGUCCCGCUGAUCUGAAGACGUUAUGCGACUUCUCAUUGGUCGACCCAAUUCCAACCAAGGGGAAUCCCGUCGUCUACAAGGUGAUGAUGGCGAAAUUAGUGAAUGAUCAACAGUUUGAGACCGUGAAAAAGCUCUUCGAGGAAUGCCCGAUUUGGAACAAAGUCUCGCUCAUCUACGAGGCGAACGUCUCCUCGGAUAAGUUGAAAUGCAUCAUCCCCGCAGUUUGCUACCACUACAGAACUGGGCCUUGGCGGACGAUGUACGUUCGGUUCGGCUACGAUCCACGGAAGCAUUUUGAAGCUCGCUACUAUCAGACAUUUGACUACCGUAUAAGGUUUGGAGCCAAACUUGGUGCUCAUAUCAAAACGAAACGGUCGACAAACAAUCCCAGACUUUGUCAACGCAACGCGCCACAGGAUCGCGAUGAAGGACUCAUCCAAGAUAUGAAUUAUCCUUACUUGGAAGAUGGACGGUUGCCCCGAGGUCGCCAAUCCUUUUACAGAUACAGCGACGUUCGACUACCCAAAGUCCAGGAGAUGCUUGACAAAAUUCCCACACCACUAUCCGGAGCAACUUGUAACGAGAAGACGGGUUGGCUUCCUCCAAAUUUUUCAGAUGAGGUUCGUGCAAUUGUUCACUCGUCGGUGAAACAGUCGAUACAGGCGUGGCGGAAGGAGUCGGGAUUGGACGGAGAAGGGGAUUAUGAAGAUGAUUUCGAAGAGGACGAGGAUAUCGAAGAUGAUGAACAAGAUGGAGAUGAGGACAAUGAUGAGCUUGACGAAGAAGAUUUUGCUGAUGAUAAAAUGGAUACGAGUUAAUAAAUGUUUAUCGGUAAAUAA